UCGUUUCGGGAAACCGGCGCGGGAUCGCGAUCGCAAAUGUCGUCUGCCGUAACUCGUGCGACGAGUAUUUCUCGGUCGAGCGUCAAGCGGGGUUGCAUUUUUUGUAGCGACUUGUGUUACCGGACGAAGAAAGGGUGGUUUCUCGAUGUGCGGCGGCGUCCAGAGCGACUUCUAAGUUAGAACCCUGAACGAUUGCGGUAUCGGUUGGUCGAGCUUAUGUAAUACUUGCGAAAGAUAGGUCAAUACUAUUCCGUUUGUACGUGCGUUACGGCUUACAUCUUGUGAUACCGUAUCAUCGUGGAUCUGUUUGCAUUAGGCUCUCAGUUGACAGUGACUCGGAUUUUUUUUUUACAAUUUAAGAAGAAUUUUGCUUUGAAUCGUACCGUACCCACGGACGUGGCACGAUCCAAGUCAGCCAGUGAAUACGUCCAUCAUGUCUCCUCCAACGUACAACGACCUGGGAAAAAGCGCUCGUGAUGUAUUCGGUCAAGGUUACCACUUUGGUCUUUUUAAACUAGACGUGAAGACCAAGACCAAUUCCGAUGUAGAGUUCUGUUGCGGCGGCGUGUCUAAUCAGGACACGGGAAAGGUGUUUGGUAACUUGGAAACUAAGUACAAGUUCAAGGAAUAUGGAUUGACAUUUAGUGAGAAAUGGAAUACUGACAAUACCCUCGGGACUGAAGUCAGCCUCGCCAAUAAGUUGCUCAAUGGUCUCACGGUUGGUUACAGCUGUACCUUCUCACCACAAACAGGCUCCAAAACUGGAAAAUUGAAGACUACUUAUAAGCAUGAAAAUGUGUCUGCAAAUGCUGAUUUUGAUCUCAGUCUGUCGGCUGGACCCUUAAUUUAUGCCUCGGCCGUCGUAGGUUAUCAAGGAUGGCUGGGUGGUUAUCAGGCAUCCUUUGACUCACAGAGAAACAAACUUACAAGGAACAACUUUGCUCUCGGCUUUACUGCUUCUGAUUUUACUCUCCAUAGUGCAGUGGAUAAUGGACGCGAAUUUACUAGCUCCAUUUAUCAUAAGAUAAAACCAGAUUUGGAGGGAGCAAUUAAUUUGGCGUAUAAUUCCAGUAAUAAUGUAACACAAUUUGGUAUUGGUGCGAAGUAUAAUCUUGAUAAUGAUGCUAGCAUUAGAGCCAAAGUGAAUUCUAAUCUUCAAAUAGGUUUGGGAUACCAACAGAAGCUGCGGGACGGUGUAACUUUGACACUUUCUACAAACAUCGACGGGAAGAACUUUGGAUCUGGUGGCCACAAGUAUGGCGUUGCAUUAGAUCUUCAGGCUUAAAUACGUAUCAUAUAAAAAGUAAUGCUUAACAAAGAAGCAAAAUUUUAUCCCAUACGAAUAAAUAUUUCGUGACCUUUGUGACAUAAAACCGGCGUGACAGUACAUGCUUCAAAUAAAGUAUUAGCUAUAACAUGUAGAUAGAUUGAUCCUUGAAUAGACGCCACAUCAAAAUAUCAUUUAAGAUUAGUUGAGAAGCACAUCAGUCUAUAUUAUACACAGUCAUGAUCAUAAAUCAGCAAUAUCUCUUGUGAAUGAUAUAAAAUCGCAAUUAUGCAUACAAGUUUGUACUGUUAGUCGUACUAAAGUUCCACAAAUAAUUUUUUUGUUAGUUCCUGUUGACUGAAAUCCUUACCAUAAAAAUCGAAAUAUGCUGGAAUAAUGUAAAGUGGAAAAGGGGGAAAGGGAGAAAAAAUAAUAGUAAAAUCAACGUUAAUAAAGAUAUAAUAAUAGAUAAAAA
Solenopsis invicta (red fire ant) is the source of this 1742-nucleotide messenger RNA. Its product is annotated as voltage-dependent anion-selective channel. The record is from RefSeq and is a predicted model, not a curated record. Gene Ontology annotation, biological process: monoatomic anion transmembrane transport. NCBI's taxonomy places the organism in Eukaryota, Metazoa, Arthropoda, Insecta, Hymenoptera, Formicidae. Gene Ontology annotation, molecular function: voltage-gated monoatomic anion channel activity. The transcript is spliced from 6 exons. Gene Ontology annotation, cellular component: mitochondrial outer membrane. The coding region runs from base 434 to 1285 and encodes 283 amino acids.